Messenger RNA from Cyphomyrmex costatus, 1322 nucleotides. It is a transcript of the gene Sirt2, whose product is annotated as Sirtuin 2. The transcript is spliced from 7 exons. Gene Ontology annotation, molecular function: histone deacetylase activity, NAD-dependent; NAD+ binding. Gene Ontology annotation, cellular component: nucleus. The coding region runs from base 284 to 1282 and encodes 332 amino acids. Lineage: Eukaryota; Metazoa; Arthropoda; Insecta; Hymenoptera; Formicidae. The record is from RefSeq and is a predicted model, not a curated record.
AUGAAUUAUAAUGAUUUUAUAUAAAUAUAUAUACAUAUUUUAGUUCAUCGAAUAAGAUUUCUAUCGUGAUACGUGUCAUCCGUGAUGUGAAUGUAUGCUCGAUACUUAGGCAAAUCGCAUUUUGCAGAACAAACGUUAAUCGUAUUAUCACAUUGAGUCACAAUAUGGACAAGGAGUCUAAAAAAGAUGAAGGAGGUAAUUUUUUAGAAUAGCAUAUGAUAGCCAAAGUGAGGAAACACAAAACGUUUUAUCUGAAUCAUCAGAAGUAGAAAAUCAUUCUGAAAUGGAGAGAUUACGUAGAUAUUUAGCUCAAAAAUUAAGACUUGUUGACUUGUCAACAAAUGAUCAGAAUGAUGAAUCACAGCAGUUAGUUCUUUCUAAACUUAGUUUAGAUGGAAUUGUUGAAUAUAUUAAAGAAAAUGCCAAUUGCAAAAUUGUUACUAUGGCAGGUGCUGGAAUCUCUACCUCUGCUGGAAUACCAGAUUUUCGGUCUCCAUCUAGUGGACUUUAUCAUAAAUUAGAUAAGUAUAAUUUACCGCAUCCACAAGCUAUUUUUGAAUUAGAUUUCUUUAUGAAGAAUCCAGAACCAUUUUUUACUCUUGCAAAGGAAUUGUUGCCAGAAGGCUUCAAACCUACAAUAAGCCAUUAUUUUAUUCGUCUACUGUGGGAGAAAGGUCUGUUGUUACGACAUUAUACACAGAAUAUUGAUACACUAGAACGUAUAGCUGGAUUAUCACCUGAUAAACUAGUGGAAGCUCAUGGAACAUUUCAUACUGGUCAUUGUCUUAAGUGCCGAGCACCAUAUACAUUUUCGUGGAUGAAAGAAAAAAUAGUAGAAGGUGUAAUACCAAAAUGUGAAGAGUGCAAUGAAGGUGUUGUAAAACCCGACAUAAUCUUUUUUGGUGAAAUGUUACCCGAACGCUUCCAAGUACUUGCUGAUCGAGAUUUCAUAGAAGCUGAUCUUUUAAUUAUUAUGGGAUCAAGUUUAGUAGUACAACCUUUUGCAUCGCUAAUAGAUAGAGUACGAAAUACUUGUCCUCGUUUACUCAUCAACAAUGAAAAAGUAGGUAUACAAGAUCGUCUGUCACGUUUCUUAGGAUUACGGCAGGGUUUGGUAUUUGAUGCCAAAAGCGCGCACGGAGGACGCGACGUAGCUUGGUUGGGUGAUUGUGAUACAGGUUGUCAACUACUAGCAGACAAACUUGGCUGGGGGGAGGAAUUGCGAGUUCUUGUACAAAGAGAACACGAAAAAUUGAAAGCAGAAGACAAAAGCGACAAUUAAUUGAUGUUGAAUAAUGGGAAUUAGUGAUGUUUUUCUUUAG